Patella vulgata (common limpet) is the source of this 3361-nucleotide messenger RNA. RefSeq names its product acyl-CoA 6-desaturase. The coding region runs from base 168 to 1463 and encodes 431 amino acids. Gene Ontology annotation, cellular component: membrane. The transcript has 11 exons. Gene Ontology annotation, molecular function: oxidoreductase activity, acting on paired donors, with oxidation of a pair of donors resulting in the reduction of molecular oxygen to two molecules of water. Gene Ontology annotation, biological process: lipid metabolic process. The record is from RefSeq and is a predicted model, not a curated record. Lineage: Eukaryota; Metazoa; Mollusca; Gastropoda; Patellidae.
GUGAAGGACAGCAAAUAAACCGGUAUUUGAGCCGGCCGGUUUUUAUCAUUUGUUAGCAUUUAUUCACUUUUAUUUUCCCAUUGACUUUUAAAUUAAUACAUGGACAGUCGACAUCUCGUCACUGACAGUCUUUCUUGUCUUUAGUAAAUGAAUGAAAUUUUGGCAAAAUGUGUCAAGAAGAAAAACGAAAAGAUAAAUUAGCUGAAUAUUCUUGGGAAGAAAUUCGGCAGCAUGCGACAAAGACAGACCGGUGGCUGGUUAUUGAAGGUAUUGUAUAUGAUGUCAGUAUUUGGGCCAAGAAGCAUCCAGGCGGUGAAAGAAUCAUCGGAAACCACGCAGGCGAAGAUGCUACGGAUGCUUGGACAGCCUUUCACGCUGAUAAGAAAAUGGUGAUGAAGUAUUUGAGACCAUUGAUGGUUGGUCGUCUACGACCCGAAGAUGAUUAUGAGGCAGAUUUACAGAAAGAUUUCCGUAGUUUACGAAGACAAGUAGAGGAAAUGGACAUGUUUAAACCCAGCAAAUUAUUUUUUGCCCUGACAUUAGGACAGUUGGUGGUGUUCGAGAUGCUUGCUGUAGCUAUAUUUUGGUAUUUUGGAACUGGUAUAAUACCAUAUCUACUCGCAUCCGUAUUUCUAGUCACAGCUCAGGCUCAAGCAGGAUGGUCACAACAUGAUUUUGGUCAUCUUUCUGUAUUUAAAUCUUCUAAAUGGAAUCAUCGUAUACAUAUAUUUAUCUUAAAUGUCUUCAAGGGGGCAUCAUCAUCAUGGUGGAAUUAUCGUCAUUUUCAACAUCAUGCCAAACCUAAUAUUAUCAGAAAGGAUCCAGAUAUUAGAUUGGACUAUCUGUUUAUGGUAGGCAAGACUUUACCAAUCGAGUGGGGCAAGAAGAAGAAAGGAUUUAUGCCUUACAAUAAACAACAAACUUAUUUCUAUUUUGUUCUACCACCUUUGUUGUUACCAAUCUACUUCAACUUCGAAAUUCCAUAUUUUCUCAUGAAAACAAAAAACUAUUGGGAAAUAUUUUGGAUGUAUUCAUUUUUUGCUCGAUAUCUACUGAUGUUCUAUCCAUUUGUUGGUUUUUGGGGAACUUUUAUAUUGUACUUCUUUGUCAGAUUUUUGGAAAGCCAUUGGUUUGUCUGGACAACACAGAUGAACCAUAUACCAAUGGAGGUUGAUAAAGAGAAAGGACGAGACUGGGUAACCAUGCAACUUGCUGCUACAUGUAAUGUUGAUCCAUCAUUCUUUAAUGAUUGGUUCAGUGGACAUCUUAAUUAUCAAAUAGAGCAUCAUUUAUUUCCUUCUAUGCCACGCCACAAUCUUGCUAAGGUGAUGCCACUGUGUAAAUCAUUAUGUAAAAAACAUGGUAUAGAAUAUACCAGUAAACCAUUGUUAACAGCAUUUAAAGAUAUAGUUGGUUCAUUAAAGGAAUCUGGUGAAUUAUGGUUUGAAGCUUACAACAUGUAAUCAAGAUACAGAUUUCUACUCCCUAUUCAUUUCAUAGUAUUUCAAUUUAAUUUAUGGUCACAGACAAGUAAUUACUUCUUUAUGUUGGUACCCUCGAUUUGUAGUUCCUCUAUAUUACUAAUUCUGUCUUUCUCCCUUUUCCCCUGUUUUUCAUGGGAAUUUUUGUUGACUUUUGGGGACAACUAAAAUCAAAGUAGAGUGUUUGAAUUUCCAUUUUCUGACAGAUUUUGGUGAAUAUUCACGACUUUGGGGAGGAAAGAUCAGGCAUAUGAAUUAGAGUGAUACCACUGCCUGUAGAUUGCUUUGACCAGUCUUAGCGAAAAUCGAAAUGGUCAGCCCCUUUCAAUAUUUUUAUCAGAUGAUCGUGACAUAUUGAACUGGACAAAGAAUUACUAGGCUGAAUCCUGCGGGUUAACAGACAAAACAAGAGUUACGCCCCUUUAUACCACACUCACUGAUAAAUGAACAGGAUAUCUUUUACAAGAUCAAUGAGCUGCCGUUCUGGAGAUUUUAAAUCUAGAUCAACCUGUUAUGUUAUGUUAUGUCAAAAAUAUCCCCCCCCCCCCGGUGAAAAGUGCUAACAUAUCUGAACAGUGUCAUUAAUUUAUAAAGUGUGUCUGGAUAUAAGCAUGUCUAUAAGACACACAAUGUUUGAAGUGAUGUAUUUCAAGUUUAAUUUUGUAUUCUCUUUAUCUAGACCAUAUGAAAUAACAAAAUCUUCUGGUCAUAGGUCAAAGUUGUUAGUGGUGUUUUUCAUUUUUUGUUAUAUUAUUAAUCAGAAUAAGCUAUUUCCUGAAAAUUAUAGACUGGAAAAAUGGGGAAAAGCUUUGUAUGAUCUAGUCUACAAGAAAAUAUAUUUAGAACAUGUGUUGUUGUUUUUUUUUUUAGUUGUUCAUAGUCAGUGAAGACUAUUAUUGUGAAAAAUACAGAAAAUAUAUUUCCCAUUUAAUUUAAAAUCUUCUUUUGUAGAAAUAAUAUUGAAAUGGUGUAAAAUUGAUGGUAAAAUUAUUAUUAAUCAAAUGAAGUAUACCCCUUUAAUCAAACUGAUUACAAGGACAAAUAUAAUAUGCUUGUUUCUUGAAUAGUUUUAUAUCCACAUUCCAUGAAUAUAUUUUGUUAUGGAAAAUCAAAUAGUGCUAAAAUGAUUAUUUAUUAUAAAUAAAGAUCUAUAUCUAUUAAUGUUCCCACUGAUACAUCCAUUCAACAAUUCUUCUACAUGUUUAAUGUUUUUAAGAUAUUUUUGUAGAACUUUCAGUAAUUGUUUGACUAUAUAUAUAUAAGGAGGUUCUCUCUAAAUACAAUAUUAUUAAUCUUGCCACGUUGGCCCAGGGUCAACCACAAAGCUACUGGUGGAUGUAUUUGUAUGUCCACAAUAUAUAUAAUAUAUUGUAGUAGUCAGCCCCUUGUUUCUUUCAUCUACAGAUUCAAAAGUUAUUUUCCAAUUAAUAUCCAAUAUUUAUGUUCAUUGACAUUAAAUGCAGUCCAAUAUUGAUUCAGUAAUUAAUUUCAGAUCUAUUGCCCUUGAUCAUCAAAUUGAUUUGAAAUUUAUACACAAUUUGACCUGUUUGAAAACCUCUACGACAGACUGAACUUUAUAAAUGUUAUGAGAUAAUUUUCAACAAUUUGUAAUAAUUACUUAAAGAGUUAUUGAUCUUGAUUGCUAUGAAAAAUCUUGUUGAUACUCUAGCAACUAAUACUUCUAACAGAUUUGCUUAUAAUUUAACGCAUUGUAAAUACUAGUGAGAAUAAAAAGUUUAUUGAUUUCAAUGUGUUCAUAAUAACCGGUGAUCAAAUAAUGUUAUAUAUUUAUGUAAAAAAAAUACCGGUUUUGUUUUAACAUUAUGUUUAACAUUAAUUACUUGUAAAAUGAAAUAUGGUAUUAAAGUUUUUGAUCCUUA